Messenger RNA from Strongylocentrotus purpuratus (purple sea urchin), 1100 nucleotides. RefSeq names its product transcription factor SoxB1 (gene SoxB1). Gene Ontology annotation, molecular function: DNA-binding transcription factor activity, RNA polymerase II-specific; RNA polymerase II cis-regulatory region sequence-specific DNA binding. NCBI's taxonomy places the organism in Eukaryota, Metazoa, Echinodermata, Echinoidea, Camarodonta, Strongylocentrotidae. Gene Ontology annotation, biological process: cell differentiation; anatomical structure morphogenesis; regulation of DNA-templated transcription. The record is from RefSeq and is marked provisional.
CUUUUCGUCGUUCAUUUCAAAGAGACUGACCAAAAUGUCUGUUCCUGGUGUGCACGAACAACCGGAGUUGAAGCAUUCUGUGAACGUCAUGGCAAGUUCUAUCCCAGGCAUGGCCCAUCACGUCGGGCUCACGCAGGCUUCCGUCAUGGGGAACGGCCCGGCUGGCAUGGGAGGCAACAAGAACAACAGCAACCCCAACAACAACCCGGACAGAGUAAAAAGGCCCAUGAACGCUUUUAUGGUGUGGUCAAGAGGACAACGCAGAAAGCUAUCGCAAGAGAACCCCAAAAUGCACAAUUCUGAGAUAAGCAAAAGGUUAGGAGCCGAGUGGAAGUUGCUGUCUGAGGACGAAAAGAGGCCGUUUAUCGAUGAGGCGAAACGACUUCGAGCGGUGCAUAUGAAGGAGCAUCCGGACUACAAGUACAGGCCCCGACGUAAGACCAAGACCCUGUUGAAGAAGGACAAGUUUACCCUUCCAGGUAUCAUCAAUCCACAGACCGGCGCACCUGUUCAGAGAGGGGUAGGAGACGGUAUGCACGGCUACCAGCACCUCAACGGCUACAUGAACGGGUACCCAAGUAUGAUGCAGGACCAGCUAUCUCACCUACCAUCGCAUUCUUACGGGGCGCAUCAAGCUGCACAAAUGGCCAACAGUGGACUUCAUCACAGGUAUGACAUGGCCCAGCUAGGCUACCCUGCUAUGUCCACCACCCAUGCCGCAUCGUACCUCAGCCCCGCCGCUGCCAACUACUCGGCCGCCUACAGCCAGGCGGCAAUGAUGCACCACGCACCGUCAGGCACCUCAGCCGCCAAGUCCGAACAAGCGUCGAUGCCAACAGAGCGAACGCAGUCAGCAGCCACCGCCGUCUCCGCUGGCGGGCGACCCAUGCCCGGCGAUUCGUCGCUUCGUGAUAUGAUCAACAUGUACCUCCCUGGCGACGCCAACGACCCGAACGUCCAACGACAACAUGCUAUGCAACAGGCUGCCGCAGCGGCGUAUCACGGUACCAGUGUAACAUCUACGAGCGGUGUUGGUGUGAACGGUACCGUUCCACUCACGCAUAUGUAAGACCAAAAACUUUCUUUUACACAAGUUUAAA